AACACAGUGGAGAAUGAAAUUGGAGAGGAACGUGGAGGAACGUGGAGGAACGUACGGAACUGAGCCGAGCAAUUAUUUACGAUACAGGGGUUGAUUUGAGGUUACCGUCGAGAUCGAUACAUUAAUUCAACUAUUAAAAUGAUAACGUUAAUACGACAUUACGAAGCCGUUAUUCAAGCAACUUCAAAAAUCAUGAAAAAUUCUUCAUUUUAUAUAUCGACAAAUAUUAGUAAUACCGAAGAAUUUCGAGUAUUGGAAUUAGUACCAAACAGUAGUAGAAAUGUUAAAAGAACCAAACGACGACAUAUAACUGCUAAAUCCACACCCAGAGCCGACAGAAUGCCAACCGAUCAAAAUUGGCAAGCGAUCUGGCCUACCGCGCGUACAUUUCAUCCCGAUACAGUACCUCUGCCACUGCGACAAGGGUAUAAACAUAAUAAACAUCCACAUCCAAGUAAAAAUGCAAAUGCAGAACUCAUGAAAAUUCCAAACUUUUUACAUCUUACACCUCCUGCAGUUAAAGCACACUGCGAAGCAAUAAAAAAAUUCUGUACUAAAUGGCCAAUAGGUUUAGAAACAGAUGAAGCAUGCGAAAAACACUUUCCUAUCGAAAUAAUCACUUCGGACUAUUGCUAUUCUUCUCCCACGAUAAGGGAACCCCUUGCUAGGAUAGUGAAUUUAAGAGUAAGAUUAUCGUCCUUACACUUGGACGCCCACGCUAAAGACAAACUGCUUAGAUUAGUGGGCGACAGAUAUAAUCCCAAAACAGGAAUAAUAACGAUAACCGCCGACAAAUGUCCAACUAAGAAACAGAAUUUGGAUUACGUGAAUUAUCUUCUCACAGCUUUGUUUCACGUAUCUUGGCGCGUCGAACCAUGGGAAGCUGAAAAAUCUGAAGUAGAUAUGGAAUACUACGACUGGGAUAAAAACAAGAGUCGAGACAGUUUAGUGUCUAUGUACAGCUGGCCAAAUCCCUCGAUCGAUUGUAAUUACGAAGAUAUACCGCAUGGAACAGAAUACAAGUCCGCGGUUUCGGAUCUAAUUAACAACGGAGAAGAUCAUUUUUCGAUCAACAAGUAUAAACAAGCUGUUAAAAAUGUGUUAAAUCUCAAUUUCAACGAGAAUGUAAAUUAAAUACAUACAUCAGAUAUUAUAAGUUUUCAGUGUUAUACGUAUAAAAAUACAUGCAAGGAAUUUACCAGAA
Hylaeus volcanicus is the source of this 1204-nucleotide messenger RNA. It is a transcript of the gene mRpS35, whose product is annotated as 28S ribosomal protein S35, mitochondrial. Gene Ontology annotation, cellular component: mitochondrial small ribosomal subunit. The record is from RefSeq and is a predicted model, not a curated record. The transcript has 3 exons. NCBI's taxonomy places the organism in Eukaryota, Metazoa, Arthropoda, Insecta, Hymenoptera, Colletidae. Bases 139 to 1134 code for a protein of 331 amino acids. Gene Ontology annotation, molecular function: structural constituent of ribosome. Gene Ontology annotation, biological process: mitochondrial translation.